UCAAAGCUCAGUGGGGCUAGUUGUAAUAUUUAUGGUUGUUGGUGUUCUUUCUGCUCUGAGAGAGAAUGCACAGAAGCACAGGCAACACUGACCGACCCGGCGGGGCCUCUUCAGACAAUGUGGACUCCUGUAUAUACAUAAGAACAGGAGACAGCGUUGGUUUUGCAACGUCUACCACUACUGGAAGAAUAGUGAAGCAUUAUCUUUCCACUGGUUUCGGUACGCAGUACUGUACUGUUCUCCUGGAGCCGUCAGACGAUCAGGAGCCUACUGUGAUUUGGAGACAUAUUUUUGAGGUUUUCGAUGCAAUAUCUCCUCAUGCUAUACACGGCUGGAAUGAGAAAGAGAGUCAAGCUAAAGGAUGCCGUGUACUGCUUUAUGGACAAGCCAUACUGUUAAGAAUGGCCAGUGGAUAUAAAUAUUUACGUUGCUUGCCCCAUCAUGCGGGCAGAGUUGGCAAGUAUAAGAUGAAUGACUUUCAUUCUCAUUAUUUGAUUGGCUCUUCUUCACCGAACCAGAAAGCUCAAGUUGAUGAGUAUUGUUGGUUUGUUAUUCGGCCAGCAACAAACCAGCGCUCUGAGGGAGAGAAGGUGAAAGCUGGUGAUGAUAUACAUUUAGUUAAUCUUGGAACAGGACGAUAUUUGUCUCUACCUCAUGAAAGACCAGUAGCAUAUGAUACCACUAGUACCAGCUUAAGCAUUGACUUUGAUGAUGAUACUUUUACUGAUAUACCAGUAGCAACAUUCUCUCCUUGGACCUGGAUAAUUGAUAUCAUCCGUUCCCAUGCAGCAAAUGCUGGAUUACUUAAUGGUUAUGUCAAUGCUGGAGACCCCAUACAGUUGAAGGUUGCUCAUCGUGAUGAUGAACUAAUGUCCAUACCACUCUCAUCUCUUGAGGACCCACUGGCAGUUAACGACGCAAAAAGAAUGGUUUAUUUCGAAGAUAAAUCAGUCAAGCUGGAGUUGAGGUCCCUGUGGCUGGUGAUGCUCUCUGGUGUGAGUUAUGGGCGGGCAUUCAUAGAGUAUGGUCAACCCUUUCGCUUGCGUCACAUGGUCAGUGGGAUGUACCUUGGAGUGGACCAGAACCGACAGCUUGUUUUGGUUGAUGGAAAGAAUGCUCAAAGGGACCCUUGUUGCUUCUGUUUUGUAAAGAAAGGAUCCCCAGUCCCUCCUAUUAAUUACAAGAGAGAGGGGAUGGGGACUCCCACCAUUAAAAUGGGAGAAACUGAGGUCUCCCUCUACCACAUCUCCUCAAAGUUGUGGGUCACUCUUGAGCUCAUGGGUCCUUCCCUCCGGAGACUCAGGACAGGAUUCAGUGGACCACCAAGAGCUCUUCUCUCAGACGAACCUCAUGGCUUUAGCUUUACAACACUCAAGGCAAUGCAUAUAGCACUCAGUACUGUCGUCUGUAAUGAGCUGGAGACUGUCAUGCUUGCCUUCUCUGAAGCUAUGAGGAGGAUCCAGGGUCAGUCGACUAAUGAUAGGUCCAUUAGAAGUAUCAAGGAAUCAGCUGAAGAGAAAACUUUAGCAAAAUUGAAUGAGUCUUUAGUUUUUUUGAUACCUCCAAAUAAGGAAAUCAUGGAUAUUCACACAUAUCAAGAUUUGUUGAUGAAAUUAAGAAACAGACAGACAAGACUUCUGAAUCAUGGCACAGCCAACAUGGUGUUUGCUCUCCUCAGGAAGACAGUCUCUCAUUAUGGUCAUGAUGUCACUUCAAAUGGACUCCAGAUCCAGCAAGCUUUAUGCAGGAUUCUAGCUAAUGUUGUUAAAGGGAACCGUUUGGCUUGCAGGAGGUUUGCUAAUAGAGAGAGCAUACAAAACAUGUUUGAGCUGAUCAAUAAUCCUAGUUUACUUCAUCCAAUGCUUGAAGUGAUGGAUUGUCUACUGGAGGAGAGUCCUGAAGUUUUAUUGUCACUAACUGAAGAGAAUGUCAGACACCUCUUCACACUCCUCUACUGUCAUGGAAGAGAUCACAAAGUUAUGAGUCUAUUGGGAAGGCUCCCAGUCUGUCAAGGUGUAGCUAUGAGAGAGAAACAGUUACAAAUAUGUCGCCUCUUGCAAGACUCUCACCAACUGUUGCUGCAUACAUCAUUGAUGCCUAAACUAUACAGUAUGUAUGCGAAUGUGUUUCUAUCCAGUAAAGAUAAUGUAGAGGCUACUAAGUUGUAUUUUGAGGUUCAAUGGACCAGAUCUGAAGCAGCUGGAACAAAGCCAUACAUUAGGAUUGGAUGUGUGCAGUACUUAAACUUUCUUCCAUAUCCAAAGAGUAAAGGAUCAAUGGCUACUCAAGGAGGCAUAGGUGAUGAUGGCAGCUCUGUAUCAUUUGAUGGUCAGCAUAUUUUGAUGAACAGUGAAAAAUAUGGCCUUCAAUCAAUCCCAUUGGCCAAAGGACAAUUCAAAAAACAAAGUCCUGAAGAUGAGCAGGAUGUAACUGUGUACGGCUGUUGUUUGGAUUUAGAGAAAGGGACACUCAUGUUCACCAUCAAUGGUCAAUUGUUUCCACUCCUAGUUAAUUUUCAUUUAAAUGAGAACACGAUUGCAGUACCAGCUGUAUCAUUUACUGGCGGAGUUGAAAAUGCAAGGUUGUGUUUUGGUUCUGGUUAUGGCGAUUUAUAUUUUGCUCCUCCAAUUGGAUAUCAACCUCUUUCUUGUUUUAUUGAACAGAAAGCAAAUGGGAAAAAAGAGAAGAUUUGUUUGUAUCCGUUUGUGUGUGUUGGUGAUUCUAAUGAGAGGAUACUUAAUGGACCAAUCCAGUAUAAUGACUCGGUUUGGUUCCGUCCUUCAGUACCUGACUUAACUAAUGUUACUAUACCGUCAAGGCUUCACCAGUUGAUCAAUGACCUUGCUGUUGAGUCUCACGAUACUUGGGCUGUCUCACAAAUAGUCUUGGGUCAUUCCUCUCCUAAUCUCACGGCCUUUCCUCAUCUUCCUAAGGACGUUCAACUGCAGAGGAUACAAGAGGGAAGGAACCUCAUUGCUACACUUAUUUCCCUUGGCUGUAGGAUAUCUGCUACAGACACACACCCCAUCUCCCAUCAGGAUCUUCCUGAUGAUCCUUACCUACAGUUGAAUGGUUUCAAGCCUUGUCCAUUAGAGCUGCUGGAUGAUCUCCCAGUCUCAUUGCAACCACUGAUCACACAGUUAUCAGAGAUAGAGCAUAACAAGUGGUCAAAGGAGAGAAUGAGCAAAGGAUGGAAAUAUGGAGUCACAACUCGCCCGCAAGUAAUGCAGGACUGCUGUCUUGUCCCAUAUCAGUGCUUACCAUUGGACAUUAAAAAGAAAUACGAGCUUGUAGUAAAGAAGAGUCUGUUAGUUUUGAGUUCACUUGGUUACACUGUACAAUCUCCACCUAUUGAUUAUCUUAAACGUGAUCUCGGACACACUUUAGUAUCUUUUAGAACCUUCCGGGGACAAUUUCUAGGCUAUUGCACUGGUAGUGGAAAAUGGUUUUUUAAAGUGAAGUUAUUGAAAGGUAGGAUGUCUCGUAUUGGUUGGGCUAUUCCACGCUAUUCCUCUUCAUCUUUGCUUGGAUCUGAUAGUUUUUCUUACGCCAUUGAUGGACACAAUGUUGUCAAGUGGCAUGAUGGUCUCUCAGAGAAUUUUGGUCACAUCUUAGAAGAAGGAGAUGAGAUAACUUGUCUGCUAGACCUUGAUGAAGGGACAAUGUCAUUUGCUUGUAAUGAUAAACUGCUCUUAAGUCUCACUCAUCAGAGUGGUAUUGCGUUCAGUGAUCUACCCAGGAAUGAGCUCUAUGUCCCAGCAGUGUCCGUUUUUAUGGGAGAACAAGUUCAAAUGAUCCUAACAACUAUGAAAGAUCAAGAAACCUCUUCUUCUCGCAAUAUAACUGCUGGCUACCGCUCAAUUGAAAAUGAUAUAAAAGUUAGGAUACCAUUAUGGUACUCACACGUAUCUCACCAGUUCAAAGACAUCACACCCUCUCACUCGUACCUCAAGAUCACAAAGACCAAAGAGGAUGAACUGACUGUCAAUAGCAACGAGGCAAAACUGACCUGCCUGCGACUUAACAUGGGAGUUGAGAUGACCCUAGACAAGAGGAGGGACAAAGAUGAUCCGGUGGAUGAGAGAGAAGGAGGCUCAGAGGAAAGUCAGAAUGAUGAUGAUAGAGAGAAGUAUUCUUUUUCAGUUACUCUGCCAGCAGGCGAAGCACCAUCAGCUGUAUACUUUGGCUGGGCUAGAGAAGAUUUUUUGUACGAUCCAAACGACUUUCAUACUCAUUCUGAUGACCUCAUUCUUAAUGCUAAUGCCACCAUCGAACUGAUAUCAGAUAGUGACAGCCCUUUUGGAGACGCAAUGUUUGAGGAAUUUGAAGAAACAGGUGUCAAGGAUGUCUUUUCUAGAGGAGAUACAAUGAAAGAUGGCGUAAAGAGAAGAAUGAAUACAAACUCGACUACUAGCACUAAGAAAAGACGUAGUCAGCUAGAAUCCAUCGAAGAAUGGCCAAUAGAAGAUGAUGAUGAUGAUGAGAGUAGCUCAUUUAGAGUUACUGGUAAGGAGCAUGUACUGAGAAAGCAUCAGUGUGCAGCUUAUUUACUGAAAAUGAGUGCAUUGCUUAAAGUGGAUGAAUCAGUUUACUUAGCUACUGAUACUCAGGUUGACUGUGUGAUUAAUCCUAGCACUGGAUUAAUGAAGUUCUCUUGUCUCUCUUACAGCAAGAAUGCUGUGUUUGAGCUUAGAGUUAGAGCACCUGGAAGAUUAUUCCCAAUCCUAAUCACUAGACCAAAAUAUCUUAAAAUUGGCUCGUUCUCAUUUGGACCAGCCAAAGGAUGCCAGCCUCUAGUCAAGGCUCUUCUUGGCAAAUAUUACAAGGAUACUUUCCCUAAUCUGCUACCGUCAAUGAAACUCAUGAGUAUUUCUGAUAGCUGCUGGUAUCAAAUGGAUGAUCGCUCUUCUCUGUAUCCCACAGAGUCCUGUCUUUAUAUUCCUAAUAUGCCUUCGUAUGACAUCACUCAUUUGUGCCUGCCUCAGGAAGGUAAUGUAAUGAGACUGACGGAGCUGAUUGAGUCCCCAUCUCUCUAUUCGUUCCACGUGGAAACACUUAGAACCUAUCGCGCCUGCUGCAUGCAUGAUAAUUCCAAAGCUGCUGAAAUGGUUAAUAAAAUAGUUAGUUGGAAGGAGCUGGUUCAUUCAAUAAAGUCCUCUUACUGGAGCUAUCAAUUAGUUGCUGAGUCAUUCAAUCUCGUCAAUACACUUUACCUUGAGCACAAGGUUCUGGAGCACCAGCUCAUUAGACAAGACUCCAUAUUUGCCUCAGACUGUGUAUCAUGCUCUACCUCUUCUCCUUCCUCCUCUUAUAAUGCAGGAAGAAGACACUCCUCUAAUUCUUUGCUUAAUCGUACGGUCACAAUUUGUUGCAAUACAGAAAAGGAGUGGCUCUCGUCCUGUCAUUAUUAUCAACUGAGUGUCCUCAAGGAUAUCACUUUUCAAGUUCUUGACAGCGUCAUUUUAGCAGACGUCAUGACCUGCCGGAUGCUUUCAGCAGAAUACAACAACUGCCUCUUUCUUCCUUUGCUUAAAGCUGUCGAUUGUUUCCUAGUACUGGGAAUGCUACAAGACUCUGAAAGACUUCUCUCUUUACUGCACCCUUCAUUAGCCCCUUCUGGCCACAAGGCUAAUUUCUACAUACUAACAAUGCCUACUAAGGACCCACAGAUACAGUCAGUGCUGUGUGAUAUAUUGGAUCAUUUGUGCGAUGCACAGCUCCAGGGAAGGCUGGAUCAUAUCAUAGAGUUUGCCAGUGGGUUUGUUGAAGAGCUACAAGAGGAUCAAAGGAAGAGAGUGAUGGAGAGUGAUCCUAAUCAGUUCCUGUCUCCUCUAGUAAUACAAGAGAUUAAUACUCCAACUGAAAAACAGUUAAACACUCUCUUGUCAUUUUCAUCAGACUCGUGUCUCACUAGUGAAUCUCUUAAAGACUCCCUCCAAUCAUUUCACGCUGACCUUAGCUUGCACUGCAACGGAAUCCCAUCGUCCAUCAAUCAGACGGCAGACCUAUCAUCGUUUCAAAAACUAGCCAAACUGGUCAGUUUGGUUACUGUUAGGAGCAGCUCCAGUGAGAGCGAGAAUAGUCCGGACACCUCUAGUCUUCACAAACUGAGAGAUGUCAUCAUAUCGACUGUCCUCAGAUGGUCCAGGAGCACAAUCUCUGAUAUCAAAAUGGCAGAGAAAACCUACAAACUCUUGUACAGACAGUUCAAUGAGUCUGAGAUGCUCCGGAAAGCUAUCCAGAGGACGUACAUUGUUGAGCAGUACAGCGAGUUCUCUUCCGGCGAGAUUUCAAAAUUCAGAUCUGCACUGGGUAAGAUGAGGAAGAUGCUUGUGGUUGGGUUUGGUGAAGAGGAAGAGCCUGUUUUCCAGGAGCUGUUGCAGGAAUUGAGUACUUGUGAUCUCUUCCAACGUCAUCCCGACUUGUUGAGGUUUGCCGGAGUCCACAGUCUUGUCAUCAACGUCAUGAAGAGCUACUUCAGCUUCAGUGAGACUCUCUCCAGUGCAUUCCCAUCAUCAUUUGGCACUGAGAGCAGCAGUGGGUUUGUUGGCAUGACUCAGACACUUAAACUAGCUGUCAGUGAUGAAGGGUUUGCUGAUAUAGUUGAAGACUGCUGCAAAUUCCUUUGCUCUUUUGCUCAGACUAGUCAUCAGAAUCAAAUUGCACUCUCUGAGCAUCUUCAGUAUCUCUUGGACGAAUGUCUAAUAUUCUCUGAUCAGGUAGCAAGCAAUAGUACCAAUCCUCUUGAUGUUGCUAUUGCUACCAUAAGCAACAACCUCCAGCUAGUUAUGACACUCUCCAAUGAGGGCAUACUCCACAAGGUGGUACAGUUAAUGCAUAAGAUGAUGAAGUAUGAAGAUGAGGCUUCCAGCACUGCUAAUAACACUAUUUCAAGUCCAAUUCACAAGAUGUCAGUAUUGUAUGAUGCCAUGCCCAUGGAAUGGCUGCCCACUGGUGCUGAAAAGUGUCUCAAGUUCUUACAAGCAGCAGUUUAUGUUAAUGGUGAAACUAUUGAAGAGAAUGCUGCUGCAAUUAUUCGUCUCCUUAUACAGCAGCCUGACUGCCUCGGGCCCUGCUACAUCAACCAGCAUCUCUCACUUGUUAAGAUGUUCUCCUCCUGUUUUUCACAAAUCAACUCACUUAAGACCACCAAGAAACCCAAGAGACUGACGAGAGCUAGUUCCAGACUCACAGAUACCAUCGUUAGGCUUGCCUCUGAUACCGAGUUACCUCAGGUCUCGCAGUCUGACUAUCGUCAAAGGUCUCUACACAGGUCAAGCACUCUCAACUUGUUCUAUAAACAACUCAGUGCACUAACAUCCGAACUGACAGUCUCGUUUUACACUCUACUGGUCCGUGUCCUUGGACUCUGUGCUCCCUCCAUUGACACAAGGAAGAAUUUCAGCUGCACCCGUAAAGUCAAAUACAGCACUGAGCAUAUACUCCCUUUCCUAAGGACACUCAUAGGACUAGAGGACCUAAGGGACUUGCUUUCCCUCCCUAUGAACGUCAUGCCUCCUACACACAAAGAGGCUUUGAUGGUUUUCCUUGAUCGUGUCUACUCAAAGAGUGAUAAGCGUUUGGUGCUAGACCUCAUUAGAGAAGCUUUUCUACCUGAUAUAAAAGCUACCAUACAUCAAGCUAAGAAAACUAAGUAUGAUGCAUUUGUGUACUUACGUUAUAUUUCUUGUCACGUUCUUCCUUAUCUUGAGCAUCAGUCCUCCACAUUGGACUUGCUGUCAGAGUUUCCAUUACUGCUCAAUCUCAUUCAUGAGGUCUACCAACUGAUAGCGUUAGCUACUGAUUCUCACAGAAGAAUGAUAGAGCAAUUUCUUAUUACUAUGACAAAGACACUCCCCCCUCCAUCUAUACUUAAGUUACUGCCAAUGAUAAUGGACGAUAUUAAAGAUUUGAGCAAGCCUUCCUUCACUGUAGCACUCAAAAUUCUGACCGUUCACCAUUCUCAUCACUCGCGUUAUUAUACGACAGGGUCUGUGAUAGGUCAGUACAAAUUAUGUCGUCCAUCUCACAAGGAAAGAGUGUACAUAGCUCUCCUCUUCAGCUUGGUUCUUAAGUCACUCUGUCAUGCUAAGGAGGCAUCAAUUGCUGGUAUCAUUAACCAGUGUUUAGAAUCUCUUGCUUGUGCUAUAUUGCCAGAGAUACUAGUUCCUCCUAUUGCAGAACUCAAGGCACUAUCAGUGGAGACUGCUACUCUUUCUCCUUCUCAUACUUCAACUCCAUCCUCAACUCCAUCCCCUCCAUUAGAGGAUGAAGGCUCCUCUCUUACAAGGAUUGUCAAUAAUCUAUCGGCUUAUAUUGAUCAAAUUGAGUUUUCCAGCGAAUAUCAUUCCCACGUGUUUGAGUUUGCCAAGUUUUGCCACGAGAAUUGGGUAUAUGAAAUGCAACAAGUAAACGGUUGGUCUUAUGAUCACGUAAGCAACCCUGAUACGUAUCAUGAUGACAGGCUAAGACCUUUUGAAUACAUUAAUGAUGAGUUGGGUGAUAGGGUGGUUGAUGAGGUCAAACAGGUUCUGCAGGUGCUCUUAUUUUAUGGUUGUGUGUUUAAUGAAGGCAAUGGUGGGGGACAAUUGGAGAGUAUACCACUAAAGCCUAAACUGUUGUGUUUAUUUGGGGCAAAUAAAAAGAAGGUAUUAAGAACCAUAACAGAUGAUCCUGAUACGUGGUACUCAUACGAACCAUUAGUUGUAGAUUUGGAUCAAAUAGAAUUGCCACUACACGCUCUUAUCAUUGUUAGUUCAGCCAACACUAUAAUGAAUCAUAUAGUGCUUCCUACAGUUGAAGAAAGGGGAGACACUCAGAGUGAUCUUGGAACUUACGACCCAAUCAGGUUGAUGUACUACGAAAAAACAAACAGGAGGUCUUACGGUCUUAUUGAGGAUUUCUUAAAGUUUAUGAAAGUUAAAGGUUUAACUGUAGCUAAUCCAUUUGCAGCUAUACCAGGCUCAAUGCAGUACAUGCUAUCAAAAACUAUUGACAGCAAGCCUUUCUCUCUACAGCUGUUUGAGUGUUUCUUAACAGUAUUACGGUAUGAAUGCUGUUGCACUGCUGGUUAUACUUGUCGCUGUCAGUCUCAUAAACAGGAGAUUUUUCCUGCUUUUUGCUCCUACCUCAAUACCCACGCCAGCUAUUUCAAUCCUAACAUAGAGGGGGAAGAGAGGAGGCUCACCUUUGCUACCCUUGAUGAGAAAAUACCAUUAAUAAAGCUGUUUUUUGAAGUUCAUUCUUACAUCGGGAGCCAUUUGGAUUCCUUUCUUAUCAGUACCUCUAAGACUGCAACAGUAGCACCUGGGGAAGCCACUACUUCAAAAGGAGAAAUCUCCUGGAAUACUGAAUUACAAGCGAUUAAAGAGAGGAAUCAGAAACUGUUAAAUCGAUUGUUGUCUUUAUCAAUGAGUCUCAUUAAAGUCCUUGAUGUUAGUCAGUUUGGAGUUUUGGAAGAAACUAAAAGUUUUUUCUCGUACGUCAUCUCAACUUUAGAGUCCCUUGAAAAGUCAUUAAAUAAAAUAAACUCUAACCAGUCAAACCAGUUUGACAAGAAACUCUUUCUAUACGUUACUCAUUGUCUUGCUCCAUCACUGACAGCUCUUUUUAGACGUUGUGAAGAUAUUGUUAUGAGUCCAGUCAAUGGAGUGGUAAAAUCACGAUUCAGUGAUGUCUUUAGUUGUGUUUUCUCACUUGUUUGUAAUGAAAUUACUAUUUUCAUUGAAAGUGAUACUUUGUCUAUUAUUGGGCAGUGUCUAUCUGAAGUGUGCUUAGCUGAUUCCAAGUUUCAGUGUUCCCGCUUUGAAAAUCGUCUUGCUAUGCUUCUACUCAAGCGUGGUGCACUUCUCAAACUUUCUACGCAGAAAAUCUCUUUUGUUGCACUUGUGAUUGCACCUGUGCUGACAAAUCGUUCCAUCAGAGAAGCAAAGAACGGCUCUAAUGUUGAAGUGGAUAAAGUCCUUAAGCUUGUAUUGAGGAUCCUCUCAGAGUACCAGGGUGAUAAAGAAACAACUUGGAUGAAAGACUUAUCCUGUUCAGUAUGUCACUUAGCCAGCUAUUGCUCAAUCCCUGUAUACAAGACUCAUUUGAUUCCGUUGUUGAUGAAAAUGAGUGAUCGUGGUUCAAGACUCUGGCAAGAGGAGCAACUUGUAACAUCGUCACUGAGCAUUAAAGAAAGUGAUCUCCUUAUCAAACAAAAACAAUUUGAAAAGAGAUUGAAAUUAUAUGGACAGGAUUUGGUCUCAGUCUUGCUAUUCUUAGUAUUCUUCACUGAGAAGAACCCCAGCCUUGUUGCUGAUCUGAGAAAUAAGACUUUAUUUCAUCACACUGCCCUCAUUCUCAAUCACUAUUUUACUUCACAGAAAUUCUCAUCAAUCCUUAACUCAUGCAGCACUAGCUUCAUUCAAAAUGUCAGAGGAAGGAAGACAGAAAGAUGGAACAUAUUGAUAUCAUUUGCUAUGACAAUCAUACGACAUUUGCCUUCAUCUGCUUUCCAGUUUCUCCAGCAGUUAAACCCACUGUUUGAUCAACCUGGUAAAUCAUCUGCAGACAUAGAUCAAGCUAUUCUAGACCUCAUUAAGUGUCUCGCUGAGAGCGACAGUAGAACUGGUAUUGACGUCAAGCUCAAUGGAAGGAAUCAUGAUGAGGAAAAAAGAGAAAUAUUACAGAUUCUCAUGACAUACAAGACUGCUCCUUUUGUUAUUCAAAGUUUUGCUCGUGUCCAGCGGCUCAUGAGACAAAUUGUCACACCGUCCCUCAUUGUGAGAGAAAGAUGGAGGGAUGCAAUGUCAAGGAAGAAGAGAGAGGGCAUUGUGGCUUGUUUAAAAGCUGUACCUUUUCACAGGCUCAAAAAGCACAGAGCAAUGAACCUUUUCUUGCAAGAGUACUCAAGUAGCUGGCUUUCACAAUGCCAUUCAUUCAAUAUGGAGAAUCUUUGUGAAGAAAUUAUAGAUAAAGAAGAGUAUUAUCAAGAGAAACAAGCCAGAUCAUCUGUUAUUAGUUUAAUUAAUGAUAGAUAUGUUGAUCCUCUGGAACAACUCUUCUCAUUGCUGGGAAUGCAAGCAUCUACAGGACAAUGGUAUGGCAACAGCACUGAUCUUUAUGAUUCCUUUGCUAAUGCUGUCAUUGAAACAUUUCAGACUAUGAUUGAUGAUGCAGAAGAAUUAGAAGGAAACAGUAUUUAUGAUAAUUUUGAAAGCAUUAGGUAUCAAGUGGUCGCAAAGCAGGGAUUGCUUAUUAAGAAAAAAGUCCCUGAAAUGAUACUGGCAAUUCUAACCUCCUCAAACGGUAAACUAUGUCCUCUUGUCCACAUUACCUUGAAACUGGGCAUAGUACAACUGGAAGGAGGUAACGCUUCAGCUCAAGAGAGAAUAAUGGAGAAAGUAAAAUCCCUCGGCAGUGAGUUUUGGACUAGUAUAGCUGGUUUGAUAUCACAUUUUGGAACUCUUGACUGGAAUAUUUAUGAAAAGUCUCAGAUUGUCGUACAGGAUCAAAAUAACAUUGGUGAAAGAGUGUUUCCCACAUCAGAUCAAGUACUUGCCCUAUUCAGAUUCUUACAAUUGCUAUGUGAAGGACACAAUGAAGGUUUUCAAAAUCUUCUUCGCACACAAGGCUCCAAUGCCAUGUCCACUAACAUUGUCAUAGCGACUGUUGAUUAUCUCCUCAAGCUCCAGGACUCAAUCAGGGAUUUCUAUUGGUACCACGCUAAGCAGGACUCGCUUGAGCUUCCUGCUAGGGAGACCUUCCUUUUAUCAUUCAAAGUUGCUAAGCAGUUGUUCAGAACACUCACUGAGUAUAUACAGGGCCCUUGUGUUGGCAACCAGGAAGCUCUAGCUAAGAGUCGUUUUUGGGAUGCCAUGGGUGGCUUUUUGCAUGUUUUUGUCGCCCUUCAGCAGAAGCUGUUCUGUUACACCAGUCACAUGGAGCUCCUUCUUGAAUUGUUAGGCUUACAAGAAGAAUACUUUAUUUUACUGCUUGCUAUGCUUGAAGGUACUACAAAGGUUAGUGCAGUUGGCGAGCACAUGCUAAACAUGCUUCACGAGUCUGAUCAAUUCUUGAAAGAACUUAUCACAUUUUACAAUAUAUUUAUCAAGCUGAAAGAUGUUUCAUCAUCAACAGCAUUUAAAGAGUAUGAUCUCAAUAAAGAUGGCCUCAUUUCAUAUCAGGAAUUUGAGCAAGCAAUGAGAGCACAGCAAUUUUAUACUAAAAGCGAAAUACAGUAUUUAAUGAAACUAGCUGACACUAAUAAAGAUGGACUGUUGGACUAUCAGGAAUUCACUGAGAGAUUCUAUCAGCCUACGCAUAAACUAGGUUUUCAUUUGUGUGCUUUGAUACGUCAGCUAAGCGACACAAUGCCGGGGAACCCAAAACUAAAAGAAAUAGAGAAAAAUUGCCUCAAACUCUCCGAGUACUUUGAGGACAACAUAGGCUGCAUUGAAAUGAUGGGAAAGAGUGGAAAUGUUGAGCGAGUUUACUUCCACAUUAAGACUUCACACGCAUUGCAAUGGAAUGACCCAGCUAUCAAGGAGUCGAGACAUAAUUUCCUGCACAGUUUUGAUUGGACCAGCCAGAAGGAAAAGCUAGGGGAGUUUAUGAAUUUUUGUGAAGACACUAUUUUUCAGAUGACGUAUAAUGACAGGAUGUUUAAUGUGGAGCAAGAGGAGAGAGAGAAGAGAACAGAUAAUCUUCGAAAAUCUCAAUUUCCUGAAACAGCACAGUAUAACACAAGAUCAAUGUUGAGUUCUGCACAAACUAAGCUUCUGUCAUUGGGUAUUACUGAUCCUGGACACAUCUAUCUUAAAGCUCAUAGCCUUCUCUCAUUCAUUUGGUUUACAUUGAUUCUUGGAGUAAUUGUAGCACCUCUCACUCAUUUGGUACAUUACACCAGAGUAUUUUAUGAUUUCUGUUUCUAUGGAGGUCAAGGUCCAUUGAAGUAUUCCUCUAGCAAUCCUUCAUUCCUCAAACAAUAUUUCAUGCAAUAUUUUCGACCAGCCCAGUUUUAUUUACCAAGGACUAUGUACGCAUCUAAAUCUCUGAGAGGUCAUUUGGCACACAGUUACUACAUGAUUAAAUAUUGUCUUGUUCUCACGACAAUUUUAAUCAAUUUUCUCAUUCUCAUUUCAAUUCAAGCUGAUAAAAAUGAAGAUUCGAUUUCAUUGUACUUAUCCAUUCACUUACACUUUGUUCUCUCUUGUCUAUUGAUGGUAUCAUUCUGGCACUUAAAAGUACCACUUAUAAUUUUUCAAAAAGAAAAGAAUAUUGCAAGAAGAUUAGAGAAACACAAAGGAUCUGUGACAAGUGACCACUUCUCUUUCUUUGACAGGCUCGCACUGAGAUCUCCUUCAUUCCCAAGACGAUUCUGGGACAGACAAAUAAAGGAAAGGGUGUUUGAUAAAAGUCCUUCAGAGAAUAGGACCAAACUUGCAAGUGCUCUUGGGAUUGUUAACAAGUCAAGGUUUGAUGAAGUUUCAAGAUAUGAACAAUUAUCAAAUGCAAUAGCCUCUUUGAUUGAUGUUAGAUAUCAGGCAUGGAGGAUAGUAAUGAUAUGCUUCAGUGAUAUGACUUUCAGGUAUCACCUUGGGUAUUGUCUACUCAGUUUGGCCGGAAUCAAAUACAAUGUUUUCUUUUUCUCUCUUCAUCUACUCGAACUGACCCUCCAAUCUAAAACUCUCGUUAACGUCCUUCGCUCUCUAAAAAUCAACAUGAAACAACUUUUGAUGACAUUAGUGGUGACAUCAGUUGUCAUAUACAUAUACAGUGCUGUGGCUUUUAGCUUCUUCAGAAAGUUUUAUGUUCAACAGGUUGAGUCUGGUUAUGUGAGGGACAACUGUGGAAACAUGUUGACAUGCUUCCUCUUUCACAUUGAUCACGGUCUUAGAUCAGGUGGUGGAAUAGCUGAUGUUAUCCUCUCUGCUUUUGAAGACCAAGUCUAUUUGGGGAGACUAGUGUUUGAUUUGACAUACUUCUUUGUUGUCAUUGUCAUCUUGUUGGCUGUUUUUCAAGGUCUCAUCAUUGAUGCUUUUGGCGAAUUGAGGAAGAAAGACGACUUAGUAUUAGAAGAAUUGAAAAACAAGUGUUUCAUCUGCGGCCUGUCUCUUGCAGAUUUCAAAAAUCCCCACGAGUUUGAUACUCACAUCAACCGCCAUCAUUCACUUAAGGACUACAUGUUCUUCUUGCUUCAUUUGAUCAGCAAGCCAGACACUGAAUUUACUGGACAGGAGUCAAUGAUAUGGAGUCUGUAUCUGGAGCAAACGUGGGAUUUCUUUCCUGCUGGCACCUGCUUUCAGACUCAAGAGAGAAGAGCAUCUGAUGCUCUAGCAAACUAGUUCAAAACCUGACUCUCUAAUUAUUAUAUAAUUUAAUUAUUAUUCAUAUUAUAUCAGCUAUAUUUAUCUAUAAAUUUUAUUUAUAAAUUUUUAAAACAUAAUGGCUAUCAUCUGGAUCAUCAGA
Molecule: messenger RNA, 14451 nt
Organism: Amphimedon queenslandica
Lineage: Eukaryota; Metazoa; Porifera; Demospongiae; Haplosclerida; Niphatidae
Product: ryanodine receptor 2
Exons: 87
Coding region: 66-14327 (4753 amino acids)
Biological process (GO): striated muscle contraction; release of sequestered calcium ion into cytosol by sarcoplasmic reticulum
Cellular component (GO): sarcoplasmic reticulum membrane; calcium channel complex; Z disc
Molecular function (GO): protein binding; calcium ion binding; ryanodine-sensitive calcium-release channel activity
Source: RefSeq, a predicted model, not a curated record